This is a messenger RNA of Pan troglodytes (chimpanzee), 14019 nucleotides long. RefSeq names its product solute carrier family 25 member 48 (gene SLC25A48). Gene Ontology annotation, cellular component: mitochondrion. Gene Ontology annotation, biological process: transmembrane transport. Lineage: Eukaryota; Metazoa; Chordata; Mammalia; Primates; Hominidae. The transcript has 8 exons. The coding region runs from base 338 to 1291 and encodes 317 amino acids. Gene Ontology annotation, molecular function: transmembrane transporter activity. The record is from RefSeq and is a predicted model, not a curated record.
CCCGGAGAAGGGAGGACUAAGAGAAUUUCACUUGAUGACCCUUGCCUCUUUGUGUCUGGGAUGAGCCGCGCGGAGCGCACCCUUAUCCACCCAGAGUGCUGUGCCUUUAAGGUCCACUGGGGGCGUGAUGUCAGCCGCCCUCCGGCACUUGGAGAGGUGAGCGCGGCAGCCCGCGCAGCCGGUGACUGGGGGACUGGGUUUGGAGUAGGACCUGCGGCGUGCUCGAGACUCCGACUUUGGUCUUGCGGCGCGCUCGCGCCUGCGCCCGCGGGCCAUGCCCCACUGACUCAAAGUGGGCACUGCCCCGGCUCCGGGAGGGCGAGACCGAGCACCGGCCAUGGGAAGCUUCCAGCUGGAAGACUUUGCGGCGGGCUGGAUCGGAGGUGCAGCCAGUGUCAUCGUUGGCCACCCUCUGGACACGGUCAAGACUCGCCUGCAGGCUGGCGUUGGCUACGGAAACACCCUCAGCUGCAUCCGCAUGGUGUACAGGAGGGAGAGUGUGUUCGGCUUCUUCAAGGGCAUGUCCUUCCCCCUCGCCAGCAUUGCCGUCUACAACUCCGUGGUGUUUGGGGUCUUCAGUAACACGCAGCGGUUCCUCAGCCAGCACCGCUGCGGGGAGCCAGAGGCCAGUCCUCCCCGCACGCUGUCAGACCUGCUCCUGGCCAGCAUGGUGGCCGGCGUGGUCUCUGUCGGGCUGGGAGCGCCCGUGGACCUCAUCAAGAUCCGGUUGCAGAUGCAGACACAACCGUUUCGGGACGCCAACCUCGGUUUGAAGUCCAGGGCAGUGGCUCCUGCGGAGCAGCCAGCAUACCAGGGGCCAGUGCACUGCAUUACAACCAUUGUGAGGAAUGAGGGCCUGGUGGGGCUGUACCGGGGGGCCAGUGCCAUGCUGCUGAGGGAUGUCCCAGGCUAUUGCCUCUACUUCAUCCCCUACGUGUUCCUGAGUGAGUGGAUCACACCUGAGGCCUGCACAGGCCCCAGUCCCUGUGCCGUGUGGCUGGCGGGCGGCAUGGCAGGUGUUUUUCAGAGGCAUCACUGUGAACGCGGUGCGGGGCUUCCCCAUGAGUGCGGCCAUGUUCCUUGGGUACGAGCUGUCGCUGCAGGCUAUCCGCGGGGACCACACAGUGACGAGCCCAUGAGCGCCAGGUCUUUGCUCAGGCUGUCCCCUCUGCCUGACAUCCUCUUCUCGCUCCUUUCCUACUUGUCCUUGGCUUCACCAGCUCUUUGCCAUCCAGGCUGUAGAAGUCUCCUCCUCCAGGAUGCCGGCUUGCUUUCUCAGCUAGGGAGGUGAACACAGGAUGACUACAGUGUUCCCUGGGCCUCAUCUCUGCAUGUGAAGCCCUGAGAGCUGCAGAUGUUUGGCCUUUGGACCUCCAAGUGGACAUCAAUUAGCAAGCGUGGGCUAGGAUGGUGCAGACACUGACGUGGCCCUUCUGAUGCCUGGGAUGCCUCAUGAGUCACUGAUUCAAGCCCUCCAAGGUUCUGAUCCCCAAUGCCCACUCUGCUAGGCUGGCAUCAAAGAGCUUUCCAACAAAUGUUUGGUCCAGCAGAGAAGUCCAGACCAUGAGCACCAGGGAGCCAGAAACCACCCAGAGAAACGUUGCUUCGCUCCUCUGUCUGAGGAUGGGGAGGGGCCAGUGAGCUCUGGGCUCAGCCACUCCCUCCAGUCUCAAGUACCACGUCCCCGUGCCUCCAGUCUCCUCUCAGCACCGACCAGGUUUUUCCCCGCUCCUGCACCCGUGGAUCCUGAGGACAGCGGUAGCGCCUUCCUCACCGCACGCUGAGUCCAGUGCGUGCUCCUCACUGUGCACUUAUUAGUGUCUGUUGAGUGAUUAAAUCACAUCCUCAGGUCUGCAGCAAAUAAAUGAAAGUUUCUUUAUUUUUAUUAACUAAAUUGAGAUUUUUUUUUCAAGCUGUUGACAGAAAAAAAUAAUUUUGCCAGUUCAGGGUAAAACUUCGAAAUUCCAAGUUAAAUGCCCAGUUCAAGAUUUUUUCCUUCUCCACCUUCCCCUGGGGUUGACUUUAGAUCUGGGAGGUUUGGGAUUUAGGUAGAGGCUUCAGGGUCCUGGGAGGUGCUCUGUCCUACCCUGGUGUUCUUCCUGGCUAGUCCCGGGCAUGGCUUUCCCUCCAGGGUGGCUUCUGUAUAAGCAUCUUCAGUCCCAUUUGGUCCCUGUCCCGUGGUCCGAGCCUGCCGUAUGUGCCCAUCCCAAGGCCUCUCCAGCCUUACCAUCCUCCAAGACACAUCAGUGCCCCUCUCUGCCCUGUGUGAAAAUCUUUGGUUUCUCCGUUGAAACUAUUCAGGGGGCUGCAUCAAGCCCAGCUUCCUAGGGCCAGUUCGUGGUCCUCCCUAUACCACACCUUAGGUGUGGUGGUGAGAGGCAUUCUCUUUUUGUGUCAUCUCCCAGGCCAUUCAGGGGAUACAGCUCAUGUGCCCUUCACUCUUGGUUUUCUACCCUCCCCAGGAGUUCUGCCCUCUACCCUGAGGCUCUGCUGGGGGCCAGGCAGAGAGCUCUUCUCCAGGGAACUCAAUAGUGUCUGCCAUCAUCCUCUCCUCUCGGACUUCUCUUCCAUAGUCCAAGGAGUUACUUUCUAUCCCAGGGCUAGGAAAGUUACCACUGGAAACUCUAAAGCCAAGAAUUAACUUCUGUAUCAAUAACCUCUAUACCAAUAAGUGCAGAAAAUACAUCAGACACAGUCCAAUCUCAUUCAUGAUAAAAGUUCUCAACAGACUGAGAAUAAAAGGGAAUUUUCUCAGCCUGAUACUGAGCAUUUAUGAAAAGUCCACAGCUCACAUCAUAUUAAUAUUUAAUCAUGAAUGACUGGAUCCUUUCCCACUAAAAUCAGGAACAAAACAAGAAUGUGUACUCUCACCACUUCUAUUCAACAUUGUAUUGGAAGUUCUAGCCAGAAAUUAGCCAAGGAAGUGAAAGAAAAGGCAUCCAAGUUGGAAAAAAAGAAGUAAGUUACCUCUAUUUACAGAUAAUAUGACACAGUUUAAAAAGUGAGGGUUGUGCAACCUGCCAAUGUACUAAAAUCUAUUGAAUUAUACGCUUCAAAUGGAUGAAUUGUAUUGCAUAUGGUAUAUGAAGCGUAUCUCAAUGAAGCCAUCUGUUUGUUGUUGUUGUUGCUGCUGCUGUUGUUGUUUGUUUUUUUUUAAGACAGGAUCUUGCUCUGUCGCCCAGGCUGGAGUGUAGUGGUGCAAUCAUGGCUUACUGCACCCUCGACCUCCUAGGCUCAAGUGAUCCUCCCAUCUCAGACUCCGAGUAGCUGGGACUACAGUUGCAUGUCACCAUACCCAGCUAAGUUUUGUAUUUUUCAUAGAGACUGGGUUUCACCAUAUUGACCAGGCUGAUCUCAAAUUCCUGGGCUCAAGUGAUCAGCCUGCGUCAGCCUCCCAAAGUGCUGGGAUUUUAGGCAUGAGCCACUGUGCCUAGCUAAAGCCAUGUUUUUAAAGUGAUAAAAAUAAAGAAUGAAGCCCUUUAGGUCCUCUUUGAGUUUCUGCUGAGGCCUCCCUUUGCAGAGAAAGGGAGGUCUUGGUCUGGGGUCAAUGAAGCAGAGUGACAAUGUGACAAUGGGAGGAGAGGAAUUGUGAGGUUUGAACAUCACAGCAUCUUCCUGCUUCAAACUGGAUGGAUGUACAGAGGGAGGGAUGGAUGGAUAGAUGGGCAAGCUAGCUUUAUGGCUGGCCACAUCUUGGCCUGCAGUGUGUGCUUUGAUCUGGAAUCUGCUGGAAACAACUCUGCCUGGGGCCUGGCAACCUGGAGAGGGUAGCAACUUCACCGCUUGUGAGCAAUGUGCUUCUGGCCAAGUUAUGCAACCUCGUUGGGCCUACUUAUCUCAUUUGUGCAGUGGGAAAAAUUACAUACAACAAUUAUAUAAAUAUCUCAUGGGGUUGUUGUGAGGAUCCAACCAGAUAUUCUACAAAAUAGGCUUAGAGGACUGCCUGGUACAGAGUAAACAAUAAAUAUUAGUUCUCCUUUCUCCAGGGUGGCUUCUUGAUGAAUCUCAACUCUUCUGGCACAGAGAAGAUGGUAAUUAUAGCACACUUUACUGUAAGUGAACCCUCCUUGGAGCUUGCCUGCAGGAAUGAACACUGCAGGUUAUGUGACUUUUGCAGAAAAGCCUAGGGAAAGCACCAAGCUAUGCUGGUGAUUAAUCUGCAUCAGUGAGUGGAAGCUCGUCUCUGCCCAUCUCCUCUGGCAAGACAUUGCAUUUCCGAGUUAUAUUCUGAAACCAUCACCAACCAUCAGUAUCUGUCCCUGCUGUGAUCCUGCUUGGGCUGGUGUCUCCCCAUGCCGCAGGUGGUAAACCACAUAGUGUCACAUGAUUCAACUAUGUCUGGCGCCAGUCAUUCAGAAAACCCACAUGGAGGAGAGGGGAAGAGAAGGCCCUUCAGCUGUGAUCUGGAACUCCAUGUGGCUGGCUGUCCAGGAAGCUACAGAAACCUUUAUCCCUCCUGGAGACACCCAGCCCAGCCCCACAUAAAAUGUCUUGGUGAGAGUGCCCCCCACCCCCACCUCCCUUGUUAAGUAGGGCAUGAGCUAGAGAAAGGCUGUUUUGUUAAUGCAGCUUACUAAUUUCUUAUCAUUAUUCUGAAAUCCAAACAGCUGCGAAAACUCAAGAUUUGUUAGGACUCAUUUGGCUGCAAAACCUGACCAUUUCAGUGACUGUUGCAGAAUUGAUAUGUUUAAUUAUGGAAACUUGCCCCAGGCCCUGCUGUGGGUGUUAUGUAAUAUAUGCCACGUGGAUUGUUUUAACUUUCUAAAAGGCUAAAAAGCUUGAAUUCUGAAACCUAUCUGACUCCCUAGGUUUCUGGAUAUGAGAGUGUGGACUGGAAUUAUGAUGGGUCUAUUUUACCCUCAGGCUGUGGUUGGAAGAAGCACAAUGUACACCCUUGGUAUAAAGAGAAUAAGAAAGGGGCAGAAUGCAAACAGCAAAGGGUUUGGAAGCAGAGAGCACUAGGGGUGAAUCCUUCUUCUAAAUCUCACCACCUGUGGGAUCUUGGGAAUGCCAUGCAGACUUUCUAAGCUUUGGUUUCAGUAUAUAUAAAACAGAAAUGCAUAAUAAUAAUAUCUACUUCCUACCAUAACUAGUGGGUUAAGCACUUAAUUAUUAAGCAUUUAUUCUGCAUGGCCACAUUCUUGAGCAGUCUCCCACUUCCAAGCUGCUGCCUUCUCCUCUUUCAGGCACAAGGCCAGUUUCUCAGGACCCUAGCCCUCUUAGCAGUGUCAGACAUGCCUUCAGCCUCCCCUAGCGGCAACCCUCAGAUGGUCCUCAUAGACAUUCUUUGUAACUGCUCCCUGCAGCCCUCCUGCAGCUCCAGCCACAGCCUAUGAGCCUGAGGGUCUGUAUUCAGCAUCAGGAGUCUUAUCACAGAGACUCCUACAGGAGUCUCUGAUCUAUUCUUCCCCUUAACAACACUUGUAGCUUUCUUUGUUCUGAGCAGCAAGAAAUGAAUAAUUGCCAAGAGACCAGCUCAUGUUGUUUUUUCCACAUAUGUAUUUAUUUCAAAAUAAAGACAUACAAUGUUAAACAAAUAAUCACAACUGAUACUGAUUUAGAGUAGCUUACUUGAUUUUUAAAUUGUAGCAACUUAAAGAGAAAGCUUUUUAAAUUUAAUAAAUAGGAUAAAUAAUAUUUCAUCUUCAUAUCUUGCCUCUCAUCCCUCUCAUCUUUUCUUUCUGGAAAAUUUCCAGAAGACUCUUCAGAAAUGUCAGCGCGUUGCCUGCCGUGGUUUGGUUGCAUGGCUGUUCACAGGAAAAAUACUGUGGGGAUGAAAGUUGAUAAGGACAGAGUGACUCAAAUGAUGUAGAGCCAAGCAGCCCCAGAAGCCUACCUGCCAAGAGCCAGAGUCGGUGGUGAGGAUUGUGGGGAUGGGAAGGGAAGUGGCUUGAGACACAGAGCAAAUAGGUGGGCAGGUCCAGGCUAGCUCAUGUGGUGUAAAGACAGCAUAGGUGGUUGACCUCAAAUGGGAUUUCAGGGGUCUUUACACACACACACACACACACACACACACACACACACCCACACCCCUAUUAAGUGGCCCUAAAUCUCUGCAUUAGAGAAAGCCUUUCCUGGGGACUCUUUGAGGCCUAAAAUUGUAUCAUUAUCCUUUUAGGUUGUCUUUCCAAGGUCAUUUGACAGUACAAUGGCUAAGAGUGGGGCUCUGAGGUCAUAUAGGCCUGAUUUCAAAUCUCAGCUCUGCCACUUAUCAAAUAUGCAGCCUUAGGCAAAUUAGUUAACCUCACUGAGAGUAAUAAAUUGAAUAAUUGUCCCUAAGGUAUGUAUGUAUUCAGUGAGACAGCAUAUAUUAAGCACUUAGAACUAGAUGCCAUUGAUGGUAGAAACGCAUGCAGCUAAACAGCUGAGCUCAGGGCUUUCAGCCUUCUAGGAUCUUGUGUGGAGAUGCUAAUACCCAAAAAACAGAGGGAGGUCACCUCUACCCAACUUGCCAUCCCAGUCUGCUGUCAGUGACUAGGGUAUAUGCUGAAGAAAAGAAUGUGUGGAUGGGCAUUCAGGAUGAGUGGCAAGCUUCCACCUUGACCUGGGUGCAUUGCCCUUUAAAUACCUCCUUAAUGCAGGCCAGGCGUGGUGGCUCACACCUGUCAUCCCAGCACUUUGGGAGGUCAAGGCGGGCAAAUCACUUGAGUUCAGGAGUUGGAGAGCAACCUGGCCAACAUGGUGAAACCCCAUCUCUACUAAAAAUACAAAAAUUAGCCAGGCAUGGUGGCACGCACCUGUAAUGCCAGCUACUCAGGAGGCUGAGGCAGGAUAAUCACUUGAACCCGGGAGGCAGAGGCUGCAGUGAGCUCAGAUGGCACCACUGCACUCCAGCCUGGGCAACAGAGCAAGACUCUGUCUCCAAAACAAAACAAAACGAAACCUCCUUAACCAACAGGAAAAAAAAAAUCCCUGUUAACAACAUCCAUUCAGUUAGUACAUUGAAUCUCUAGGAUAAUUUAGUAUUAUGUGAGCUACAUCCCUGAUUCUCUAGAUUGUAGCUUCUAAUUACACUCAGAAAGGAUUCUUUCAUUAUUCCAUAGUAGAGAGAAGUAAAUGGCCUCGUCGGGAACAAUGAUCUAUCUCACUUUAAUUCUAUUGUUUCAGUGGAUCUCACUUUAAUUAUAUUACUUCUGAUUAAAUUUCUUAGAUGUCUUUUAUCAACCUUGAACUACCAAUUCCAACUUUAUCAUCCUUUUGCGUUCAAACAGGGUUGGCAUCACCAUUCACAUAGAAAUCACCAACGGGAACAUAUCACAUAUGAAAACAAACUUACUGGACACUUGUUGUUCUUUAGUACUUCAACUGAUUUUUUCACCCGACUGAAAAUCAGUGGGUAUCUUGUUUGCAUGGUGGUAUUGGUCAUCUGAGACAGUCUCUCACUGAAGCAUGGUCUGGUGCAGUUGUCCUGGUAAAUAGUAAGGAUUUAUUCAAAGAAAUAUUCUGAGGACAGCUUUGGAAAUAUAUCACAAAGAGCAAUAUAAUAGAGAUGAUUUUUAUUUAAUCACCAUUACUCAAACUUGCAUUAUUUUUAGACAGGUCCCUUGCCAAUGUAGGAAGUGAUCUCCCGUAUUUAAAGGGGAUGCCAUUUUUCCACAGUGACAUCCCCUGGAGGAGACUUCCUGUAUGUUACAUCCAGGAAACAUGAGGGCUGUGGGCCCUGAAAUAGUCGGCUCUGAAUGUUCUUUUCAACGGGUGCUUCCCGGCUUCAAGGCUUGUAAGUCUGAAAGUGCAGAGUGAGGAAAAGCCUUUUCACACCAGCUAAUGGGAUGUGACAAUUGAAUGCAGCUGGUAUUUCAGCAGCAGCUAAAAACAUGGACUGUACACCAAGGGACAGGGGCUGUGCUGUCUGCCUGGUUCCUGCCCAGAAGGCACUCUAUCCUCUUCUCAUCUAAUGGAUGGACCGCGAUGGGUGCGAUGUCUUACCCUAGCCAGGGCAAGAAGCUCAGAUUCUUCAGAUUCUCCCAGGCCUUGCAUGAGAAAGAAUAAAGCACUGCACCUUGGAGAAGUGCCUCCUCCUCACCCUAAUCAGGAGUUUGAAUUAGGAAUCAGAACUUUCCUGCCACCCAUCCUUCCUGCCAGAGUGGGCAGUGGCCCUCUGGAAGCCCUCCUUCCACUCACAACCUCAGAUCCUCUACCUGCCCAGAGGGCAGCAUUCAAACCAACAGUCACUCUAAUCAGCUAGACAGACAACAGGGUGGUGUGGAGGAAGGGAGGAGGCAGGGAGGGGGAGGUAUAGCGCAUAGAUCAUUCAUGACAGAUGAAAGAUAAGGAGUUGUCAUUUUAUUUACAUUGUUUCACAACUCUAGAGUUAUCAGUAAAUGAGUUAGAAAGCAAUAUGAUAUGAGCUACAGCAAUUAUUAUAUCCUUAGUUCCAGUUUUAUUUAAUUGUGCACAUGGCCACCUAUCUAAAAAGAUAUUCAGGAUUCUUUUUUUAAUGUUGAAAAGUGUUCAAACUUCUCAAGAGGCAUAAAGUUAAUUAAAUACAAAGAAAUGUUCAUAAUAUAGGAUUUCAAGAUCGUAGUUUUAAAAGGGAAUAAUUUGUAACAAUGUGGUUUUAACAGGGAAUACUAAUCUGUAACAAUUAAAUUAAGCAACAAUGUAUAACAUUAAAUAUUAAAUAAAGCAACUUAUUUUUACUUGAAAACAAACCAAAAAAAUCCAAGGUCAAAAUUAUGUUCUUUCACUAUACUUACAGAGGGAAUGGCCAGACAGAGACAACUGGUCACCUGCAAGGGAAAUUUCAGAGUGAAGAUUCCAGAUGUGAAAAUUAAAAUUAAUUUGGAAAGUUCUUAAAGAGCAUUCACUCACAUUAGCACUGCAGUGGCACUUGGAAGCUGGAUCUUCCUAAAGUAGAUAGAGAGAUAAGAACCUUUAGUCAGCCCCAAGUUUUUUCAUCCUCAUACAUAUUUCACUUUGUCAGUAGCUCUCUUUCCCACGGGCUCCCCCUGCAGCCUACCUGCAUCUUGUUGAUGAGGAAGUUGAUGUCCAGGAUCCCCGCCAAGGUUGGACACCCCUGGCCUGCCACGGAGCACAGGAGCAGGGCAGAGGUAAGGACCAUGGCCAGAAGCAUCUUGACAGCGGACUGGAGCUCGCUUGCAGACACCUUCAAAUCGAGUGGUAUUUAAAGCUCCCUCUCAAACACGGAAAAACCCUGACAUCAAACUGAUACCAAGAGCCCACUUUUUCUCUGUAAGUUGGGGCCACUUUAUACUAACAAACAAAAAAAUCAAACUGAGUCACUUGACAAAGAUGAUGCUGUGCCAGGAAAUAUCAUUCCUCAGAAAAGAUGAUUUUCAAAAAGUUAAGUACUGAAAUGCUGAAGGAAAAGUUAAAGAUCUAAAAACCAAGAAAAAAAAAAUUCAAAGACAGGGAUUCUGGUUGUGAGAGUUAGAAUACUUUCCAUGAACGCCCAGGUCUGUGUUUUCCCUUUUUACAUUAUGGGAAAUGCUGAUAUAAUAUAGCCAGUCAUGGGUGUUCUAACGAAGGGGGGCCUGGGGAGACAGAGCGGGUCGGGGGAGGGUGCAUGAUAUUGCAGAACUUCACUUAUCUCUGUUGGGGUUUUCCUUUAGUAAUUGCAACCUCAGUCUUACUAUGCUUUAUUCCCAAAUCUCAAUGUUUUUCAUACCCAGGACGAAAUUUGCCACCUAAUGCAAAUGCAUCUUAGAAGUAUUUGUGCAAGUGUCUGAAAGAAGAAAUCUUCAACUAUAAGCACAAGAAUGCGGCAACCAUGCUUGUUAAAAUUGGCCUUGAGGACUCCUCAGUAUCUUUGGAGACCUUAUAUAACACUGUAUGACAUCAAGUAAAAACCCAGUACUUGAAAGAGUAUAGUAGCUAACAUUUACUGAGAACUUACUACAUACUAGUAACAUUUCUUUUUUUUUUUUUUUUUUGAGACAGAGUCUCCCUCUGUCACCAGGCUGGAGUGCGGUGGCACAAUCCAGGUUUGCUGCAACCUCUGCCUCCCGGGUUCAAGCGAUUCUCCUGCCUCAGCCUCCCGAGUAGCUAGAAUUACAGGCACCCUCCACCAUGCCCGGCUUAUUUUUUGUAUUUUUAGUAGAGACGAGGUUUCACUAUGUUGGCCAGGCUGGUCUUGAACUCCUGACCUCGUGAUCCGCCCGCCUUGGCCUCCCAAAGUUCUGGGAUUACAGGCAUGAGCCACUGGGCCUGACCAUACUAGCAACAUUUCUAAGUACUUUACAUGCAUUAAGCCAUGUAAUACGCUCGGCUGCCAAAUGAGGUGGGGAGUAAUUUGUCAUCACCAUUUUUUACCCUUUAAAACACUGUCUACAUCUUAGCUUCCUGGCCCUUCAGUAUGGCUGUGUUUAAUCACUAUGAGUCAAAAAAGCAAUCUCAGUGUAACUCUAUGAAGUACUAUAAUUCUUAUUAUCUUACAGAUGGAGAAACUGAGGCAUAGAGAGGCAGGUAAUUUGCCCAAAACCACAAAGCCAGGAAGCCGCAGAAUUUGUAUUCAAGCCCAGAAGUCUGCCUCCUGAUUUCAGCUCUUAAUCCUCCUGAGCUCCUGUUUUUCUGCAGAUCUUUUAUCUGCCUCUCCCACCAGGAUAUAUACUCCAGGGCCUUAUGGGUCCAGUUCACCCCUAUAUUCUCAGCCCUUAAGGAGGUGCCUGGGGAACUGUGGGCACUCACUAAAUGCUUGUUGAAUUAAAACACUAAUUUGAAAAGUAGUUAUUGAAAUACGAACUUCCUACUUCUGGGAUUUAUAAGAUUUCAAAUCUGAUUUCUAGGGUACAUAUUUGGAGGUAUGUGCAGGUAAGUAAAUAUAGCUUCUACACAGUAGAUUGAAAAGGUGAGGGGUUCUUUAGCUUAGCACUCUGAACUAUAAUAGCCAGUGGGGACAAACUCAUAAGAUUUCCUCGCCUCCACUGUAAGAGUAUGGCAAUACUGUUUUUUUCAUUUUGUAUUGUUUCUUAGCAGUGAUGAUGGCUCGUCAGUGUUCCACUGCACUAUGGGGAAGGGAGUGUCUUGGUGGUAAACAAGGUAAAGAGAAACAGGUGUUUUGCUAAAUUCCCUUAAGCCAUCCCACAUCUCUGACUUCCAUCCCUGCUCUUUGCAGACACUGAAGAGAAAACUCAAAGGAUUCCCAGCCUGUGGCAAACACUUUUGUUACAAAGCACUGGAUGUAUGCCUUUUUCUUGAUGAUAGAAUUCUGAUUAGUUUGGGGUACCAAUGUAUCCAGCCAAACACCCACAUUUUCAGCCUCUUUUGCUGCUACAUGUAGCCAUGCAGCAUGUUUCGAUCAAUGCAAAGUAUGUAAAAUUAUUUUGCUUUCCUGGUAAUAGGAGACAAAAGUGGCUGAACCCUGUCUUUCCCCUUAAUUCCAAUUUGGGUGUGAUGGCAGGAGCUUCAGCAGCAAUAUUAUAACUAUGAAGAAAUGGACAAGAGAAUUACAGCAAUGGCAACACUAACAUUUUUCAUAAAUAGCAAAUAUUCAAAAAGGCAAUAAAAAAUAAAACCAUGAGACUAACAAGAGAAGUAAUAAUAAUAGUACAACAGUGAUACUAAAAUUCUAGCUACCUAUCACUGCCUACUGAGGAUCCUGAGUUAUAAAACCUGUUCUUGUUUAAAAAGAAAAGAAAAGAAAAUUAGCAUGCUUUGGAGAGAUUUUAAAGAUACAUUACCAUCAGACUAAACCUCCUUCCCUGACAUUAUUGGAAGACUUGAGAGAGAUGUGAAAAGGCAAUCAUCUUUUCAUUCUGUGAAUCAAUAUUAUUUGAUGCUCUCUGUGUGAACCGUGGAAAUCAUUUCACCUGCCAUCGGGUAUGCCUUUCAUAUUGAGGAAAACACCACCCCACCCCUCCUGUUGUACAGAUGGGGGCUUUGCCCAAGAAGAGAAAGCCACAGCUCUAGUUUCUAGCAGGAGAUAGUACAGUGCAGUGGUUAAGACCGGUGACUCUAGAAUCAGAAUGCCUGAGUUCAAGUCCUGCCUCUAUCACUUGCUAGCUCCAUGGCCUUGGGGGAUUGCCUGGCCUCUCGCAGCUUCCAUUUCCUGACCGUAAGUGAGGAUGGUGAUGUGGAAAGUGGGAAUGGGGAUCUAGGGAUGCAGUUGCAGUUGUCAGUUCUCACUCACUCGUAAGUUAGGAUGGUGAUGUGGAAAGUGGGAAUGGGGAUCUCGGGAUGCAGUUGUCAGUGAAGGCUCCCCACAGGGUACUCCCAUAGAGAUGAAAAGAAACAGCUGCUCCAUCCCUAACUUGGUUUAAGUGGCAUCCGGUUUGAAGUUUGUUAGGGCAAAGCAGCCGAGGUUAGCGGUCAACAAACUGUAAUCCACUUUUCAGGUUGAAGGUAAGGUCUACAAGCUAAGAACAGUGUUUACCUUUUUAAGGGUUCAGAGGGUUAAAGUUUAUAAAGAAAUAAUUAACAAAUAAAAACAAGCAUGUGUGGUAGAGACCGUAUGUAGCCCGUAAAGCCUAAACAUUUAUUAUCUGGCCCCUUUACAGGAAAAGUUGGCCACCCCCUGGCUGAGUUCCCACACCCCACCCCUCAUUUUCUGAAGACAUCAACUAUUAUCCUCCAGUCCUGGGAAGGGUAGAGCUAGGGGUUGGUUGCUCAGGUGUCUCUUCUCCCUUUCCCCAUCUGGUUAUUUAGGUCAGGCAUCUGUACAGAGGGAAGGGAGCAGGGGACCUGGGCCACAGACUGCCAGAUUAUCCGAAGUGUUGGGGGCCUGCCAUUUCCUGAGACUUUUUGUGGAGUGAGCUCGCUGGUCCAAUGAACCAAAGAUCUUCUCUCAAUGAAACCCGGUAGCUGCAGCAAAGAUAUCUCAGGUAGGCUCUGGUUUACUAGGAAAAGUCCCACAUUUUGAAGUUAGGAGAAAAGUGAAUGAAUUAACAAGUUAAGUCUUGGCUUGACCAGCAGGCCUUGGGUCACCCACCGUCCCUGCUACCCUCAGGAGCUGGCUCAGGGUCAAGUGAUCCAUGGCCACUGGUGCUCCUUGGGCAGGUUACUUACCCUUUCCAUGCACCAAUGCACCCCCAGCGCUCACUCACUUAGAGAAAGGAAUGUAAGCCUUCACCCAGCCCUUCCUCAUGAAAGAGAAGAGUGCUCCAUUUGGGAUAUACUCUCAGGAAUGAGGCAUGUUUCUGUUUGGAAAUGUGGUCUUGUCUGGUCCAGGUGCCUCGCUCUUUGAUACCCCCUCAUUACUACCCUCCCGUCACAUCAGUUUAUUUUCAUUUCCAUCCUCCAGGCCUUUACCCUUGCUAAGCUUGGCCUGCUGGCUCCUUCCUCAGCUCCUCCCUACGUGACCUGUUCUCAUCCUUUAGUUCUCAGCUCAACUACAACCUCCUCAGCAAGACCUUCUCUGACCAUAGUAAUCACUGCCAUCUGCCUGUGCCUCUUUCAGUGUCUGGUUCUCCCAGGAGAAUGUCAGUUCCAUGACAAUGGACACUACAACGGACUCUCUUGCUCAUCACUAUUCCCAGGGCAGUCUAUACAGAGUGCUCAGGAAUUCCUGGUUAAAUGAAUAAAUGACUAAUACAUUUAAUUUUGUGAACAUUUAUUAAAUUUGUGUUACUGAUGAAAUGACCAACACAUGGUUCCCAGUAAAAAGGUAACAAACAAAAAGCAGAUGUCACAUUUACCUGAACAAGGAACACAUUUGAAAAGUGAUUAACCAACAAGGGAGUAAAGCCUCCUGCAGUUCUGUAGUUCCUUACAUUGGUGCAGGGUUUGAGAAUUUCUGAAGUUCUUUUCAACCUCUUCUUUCUUUGGACUCUUAUACGAACUGCAUGAGGAAGGCAUGCGUGGUGCAGGAGCUCCUCUGCAAAGGAUGAAACAGAGAGAAGGAGACAGGUGAGGUGACUGGUUCUUUAGAAUUCUUUCCCAUUUCCCCACCCACUCAGUUAUCAAAAAGAAAAGAAUACAGGGUUGUUAAACGGUAGCUCUGCAGUUCAAAAUACCAUUAAAACAGCAGAUGUUUAUCUAGGCAAAGUCUAUGACUUUUGAGGUUUAGCUCCUAGGAUUUCUUACAGUAUCAAAAUGUAAGUAUGCAAAUAAGCUACAGAGCAA